CUGAUCUUAGGCAGCGAAAGUAGAGGCGAGCUGUGGGGAGAGAGGAAAAAGUUCUCAACAAGGAGAGGCAGGACUACUCUUACGGAGCCCCUGCAGUCUCGCUUUUUAUGCCUCUAAAAGACUUUUCCUGCCAUCUUUUUGCAUUUUCGCUCUGCAAUACGCCUUUGACGUCUCCGAAAGCGAAAUCCGACUUUUUAACUUAAGUGAAAACACCAGCACCAUGGAGCUGCUCUGCCUCGAAAUGGACACCAUCAUACGAGCUCGUCCCGAUCCGAAUCUUCUGUGCGAUGACAGAGUCCUGCAGCGCUUGUUGACUAUAGAGGAGAGGUUUUUACCCCAAUAUUCUUAUUUCAAAGGCGUCCAGAAAGAUAUUCAGCCGUUCAUGAGGAGAAUGGUGGCCACUUGGAUGUUGGAGGUUUGUGAGGAGCAGAAGUGCGAGGAAGAAGUUUUUCCCUUGGCCAUGAACUACUUAGACAGAUUUCUAGCAGUGGUACCCACCAAAAAGUGUAACCUGCAGCUGCUGGGAGCAGUGUGCAUGUUUCUUGCAUCCAAAUUGAAAGAGACUCGUCCAUUAACUGCAGAGAAGCUCUGCAUCUACACAGAUAACUCCAUCAGACCACAAGAGCUGCUGGAAUGGGAACUGGUGGUCCUGGGGAAGUUGAAGUGGAACCUGGCAGCAGUAACACCGAACGAUUUCAUCGAGCACAUCGUGAGAAGGCUGCCGCUGCCCGAGGAUAAGCUGGCACUUAUUCGGAAACAUGUCCAGACCUUCAUUGCCCUCUGUGCCACAGAUUUCAGAUUCGCCAUGUACCCUCCAUCCAUGAUCGCUACAGGAAGCGUGGGGGCAGCGAUCUGCGGCCUGCAGCUCGAUUCAGCCGACCAGUCGCAGUGGGGUGACAGUCUGACGGACCUGCUGGCAAAAAUUACAAACACAGAAGUGGAUGUUCUAAAAGAGUGCCAGGAGCAAAUCGAGCGCGUGUUGGUGAGCAGCCUACGCGAAGGGCGGCAGCAGCAACAGCAACAGCAGCAAACUCAGAGAGGCCCGAGUGGGAAAGGCCUGGAUGAGCUGGAUCAAUCCUCCACCCCCACAGACGUCCGCGAUGUCAACUUGUGAACCACCAGAGGGCAUCAUUGCACAGGAUUUACAAAAACAAAAAUAGAAACCAACAAAAAAAACUCAAUUUUCUUAAAAGCAGAAAAAAAGAACAAAAUGUAAAAAUGUUAAAAACAAAAGACAGCAAUGCUUGCUAGUUUUUUAUGUGUGUAGAUUUUCUGUUCUACAAGUCGAAAACACCUGCUCGCAGAAUAGAUUUUCGAUGACGUUAUAGCAUAAAUGCAUCAAAUUUGAUCCGAGAUGAAGCUCUGUGAUGCCUUGGAUAUCCAGAAGGGAAGCCAAUCAUAUUUGCAUUCUGCCUGAUUGUAUAGUAUGAUCUUUUAAGUUAUAUUUUAACUAUAGAUUGAUAAUGAGGCUGAGACGGAAACUAUUUGGAAAUUGCAUACACGGGAUCACACUGGGGCUUCUCUAUCGUUGCGUUACGAGUACUGUCACCAUUACUGAACGAGCUCCUCGACUGUUGUGUGCUGAGGGUGCGACUGAGGAAGCCGUGAGACUAUUUGCUGAAAGUGGGUGGAUCGCAUUAUCAGGGAAGACCCGGGAUGAUGAUAAUUAUCAGUAGUAUUAGCAAUUGUUAUUAUUAUUAUCAUUGGACGUAUUUUGAAAUGAAUAGUAGAGAUCAAUAAGCUCCUUUUGUCUGGCUGCUUGUGCGUGUCAGUUUGUGGAUGCAAGCGUGUUUUUGUGUGCGUGUCUGAGUGUGUGAUUCUGUGUCGAUGUUAACAGUGAUUCUACAGCGAAAGGCACUUGAAUAAAGUCGCAGGCUUACAGUUCUGUAUUUAAAGACAGCGGAGCAAGCCGAGGCUACAUAUACUUUCUCCAUCCGUAGAACUGGGCAUCUACGCUACGUCACUGCCGUCGUGCAUUAACAGUGUAUCGUGGUUCAUUGUUCUCCAACAAUAAACCUGUGUGCGUGGACCACGAGUGAGGCGACAGAGGCCGUUAUCUUUCUCGUUUGUUUAUUACUGCCGUUCCGAUAAUGAAAUAUCGCACGUUGGUUGUUCUUUGCGAUGAGGUGUUUCUUGUGUCUGGAUGGAACGUGCACAGCAUGCGUGGCACAUGUGAAAGCAGGAGAGUCUUGAGGAAAGUUUAAUUCUUCUGUGUCGGUGAGCGCAGAGCGAGAUGAGCGGAGGCUGAGGGAGAGGCACAGCACUGGGUGGCGGGACAGAGACGGUUUUAGUUUUUAGUGGUGCAGAAGUUUGCUGCUGUGUAGGAGACGUGGGCGGCGUACAGCCAGUGGCUGGAAGAUGACGAACAAUUAAAUCGGUAUCCGUGGCUGGCGUCAGUACUUACGUCUUGUAACGGAUGCCUACAACGACACACAAAGAUGUUCCUGGUUUUCCGUUUACAUGGAAAUGACACGAGGAAGUAAGACCGUACGCUGCCAGGUCACGCGUUGGGGAAUCUUUUGGGAAGGGGGGGUUAGGGGUGGGAGGUAGAGGAUGACAAUAACUGUCAAAGCUCAUCUGGAGUACCGCAUAGGGUUGUUUUCAACACCCCUGUAUGAUUUUAAUGGCAAAGCACUUUGCAAACAUGCUCCCCAGGAGAUGAUUAAAUUGAAAUGGAUGGUGAUUGGAGGUGAAUAGAUGUUUCAUUUUUUUUUCCUCAUUAGCCUUUUCUUUGGUUUACUUUGAAGGGCUGGUUUCCCAAUCGUCAGUCAUUUGCCUUUAAAGGAGGAGUCAAAUUAAAAAAAGGCUUCCUGCGACUUUCCGUAUAAGCACAUUCCAAACAAAGAAACAAAAAAACAACAUUCCCAGUCAAGCAAAUUGCAAGUUGAUUUAGAUCCUGAAGAAAUAAGAGCAUGAAUUCACACAGCUUUCUGAUCUGUGGGGUCGAGUCGAUUUUCUUUUACAAUGUCAAGAAAUGAUUUUGUUUUUACUUGAAUUUUUCUUUCUAUUUAUCUGCAUCACAGCCAGGGAGGCAGGGCGCUACCAGCAAGGGUGGUCUUAACAUCCAGGUUUGCACAUGUUCUUUAAAGGGCCAUGAGGUUUGCAAUGUUAAGAUAAAGCAACGCCUUUGUUUAAAAAAGAAUUCGUGUCGCAGUGGUUGGUCAGUUGUUGUUUUGUUGUUGUUUUCUUUCCUUUUUGUUUGUUUCUGUUUAUGGUGCUGGCUUUCGUAGCGCCCGUCCAGGCCAGUUGUCUGUCAGUGAACACAUUUCCCCGGUGAGCUUUGCUGCUUCGAAUCAUUAGCAAGGGGAUUCAUCUGCCAGGCAGACAGCAGAACAAAGCGAGACGGCUGAUUUUGUUUUGUUUGGUCACGUGGCUUUGUCACAGCAAGGUGUCUUUGACUUCUUUUUAUUGUUUUUCCAUGACCAUGUGUAACUUUGCUGAGUGUGAAUGUGGGGAUCGGAUGAUUUUCAGUAAAACUGAGCGAUUUCAUGACCCGUUUGCCAAAUCGUCCCCCAUCUGAAUAUUUGGUAUGACCCCUUUAUUUUGCCUGUUUUCCUGACGUAAGCUCUCUCCCAAACUUGUGAUUCUUCCUGCAAUAUGUUGUUGCAUAUGUUCUAUUUUGAGACCACCUUUGUCAAUUUGUGUUUGAUAAUAUUUUACGGGGUGACCAGACCCACAAAGGGUUUUUCUAAGACUUAGAGAUACUGUAUUCCAAAGUGAAGAGAGGACAGAGGAGGACUGAAGACAUCGACAACGACAAAAAAAAAAAAAGUGUCAAUAUUUUAUUGUAUUUUUUGCGCUGCUAAAAGCUAUGAAUUUGUUUCAUUUAUACAAAAAAAUAACAUUACUUAGUUGUGAUGUGUCACUUGAGUGUGCUGCUAUUUUAUAAACAUUUGUAUUAUAAUAUAAUUAUUUUACUGCUUAAGAGAUACAUUCAGAAACCGAAGUAGAUGGUGAUAGAAGAACAUGAAACGAGUAUUCGACUGGAAAUGUUCAUUGUACAGUUUGACCGUUUGCUUAGAUAGCAUGUCUCGUUUUCCCCCUUAUCUAUUUUUGCUCUCCUUCUUCAGUCACAUUCUGCCCAUCAGUGGUAUUUCCGAUACCUCAGGAUUACUGGAUUUUAAAAAACGCAAAAUUCAUCAGCUAUACCUCUGCAGUUAGGGAGCCUGAAACGGUGGGGAAAGAAAAGAACGGCAUGUUUUGUUGCUGUUUUAGUUGGAAAACGACUCGCUCGGUGAGAUGGGGAAACCGGAAAUAUGCAAGGCUUCCACUUGGACUCUUUCGGAGGGGGAGCGCCGUGACGUUGCAACAGCUUCUUUGAGGAUUUUGUACCGCAGAUAGUUCGAGCAUGUUCACUAAUGUCCGUGUUGGUGCUACAUCUGACUGUGUGCAAGCGAGGGGCAAAAACAGCAUUCCUAUGAUGGCCAAAGUACAGUUCUUGCUUUAUAUAACCACAAUCACUAUGAAUGUCAUUAAAUAUCGAUUCUGUAUGUGAGAAACGUGUGUUUUGGUCUAAAGAUAUUGUGUGUGCACCACUGGAACUCCCACAGAAUAAUGGCUCGAGCUAGACCUGUGGCAUCCAGUCAUAAAUUUUCUGGAAGUUUCAAUGGUGUAGAUUUCCCUUCAAAUCGCCUGCUCCCCCUCCUCUAUAACUCAUAUCAUGUACCUCAAAUGUCUGUUGCACAACCUCUGUUCAAUAAACGUCUGCUUUAAAGGG
Pelmatolapia mariae (spotted tilapia) is the source of this 4717-nucleotide messenger RNA. RefSeq names its product cyclin D2, a (gene ccnd2a). Gene Ontology annotation, biological process: regulation of cyclin-dependent protein serine/threonine kinase activity; mitotic cell cycle phase transition. Gene Ontology annotation, molecular function: cyclin-dependent protein serine/threonine kinase regulator activity. The record is from RefSeq and is a predicted model, not a curated record. The transcript has 5 exons. Gene Ontology annotation, cellular component: nucleus; cyclin-dependent protein kinase holoenzyme complex; cytoplasm. Lineage: Eukaryota; Metazoa; Chordata; Actinopteri; Cichliformes; Cichlidae. The coding region runs from base 221 to 1114 and encodes 297 amino acids.